Messenger RNA from Blepharisma stoltei, 549 nucleotides. NCBI's taxonomy places the organism in Eukaryota, Ciliophora, Heterotrichea, Heterotrichida, Blepharismidae. The record is from the annotation of a GenBank genome assembly.
AUGAAAAAUUUUGAAGAAAAUUUUCAAUCAUGGAUGACGAGAUAUGAGGGUGAUUUUAAAGUUAACUUGAAAAUGAUUAAUGAAAAAUUGAAUAUGCUGAAAGUUGUCAAAGAUAAAAAUAGUGAUUAUUGCACGUUAGAUUAUAACUAUUAUGUUGACACUAUUUUAUUGACUGCGGUUCCUUAUGCAGAUAGAGGAGAGCAAAUAGUCAUAUUAAAGCCUUCUGAAAAGAGAAAAAGAAGAGAACUUAAAAAUGAAAAUACUAAACAUCCAAAAAAAAUAAAAUCAACUGAAAAAACUCAAAAGAUAAGUAAAAAAAAAAAGAAGAUUGAAAACGAUGGCAAUUUUAUAAAUGAUAUAGAUUCUACUGAUAAAGAUCUUGGGAAUCUUAUAAAUAAUAUAGAACCUACUGAUAAAGAUCUUGGCAACGUUAUAAAUAAUAUAGAUCCUACUUAUAAAGAUCCUGAUAUUACGAAGAUAGAAAAAUUCUGUGAUGGUUUGAUAGAUUAUAAUGACCUGGAUCCUGAUCAUUUUUUUACAAAAUAUUAG